This is a messenger RNA of Panicum virgatum (switchgrass), 528 nucleotides long. RefSeq lists its product as uncharacterized. The transcript is spliced from 2 exons. The coding region runs from base 1 to 528 and encodes 175 amino acids. NCBI's taxonomy places the organism in Eukaryota, Viridiplantae, Streptophyta, Magnoliopsida, Poales, Poaceae. The record is from RefSeq and is a predicted model, not a curated record.
AUGGUGGCGAGCCUCUCCACCGUCGUAAGAUCAAAGGACAGCCAGUUCACGUGGGUUGACUGCCACUCGCCGGAGGCGUCUUCUCCAUCUCCGUCACCGUCGUCGUCCUCCUCCUCCGCCAACAGCACCUUCUGGUCCAACGUCGACGCGCUACUGGACGCGCUCCCCGCCUUCGUCCGGGGACUCUGCCGCGGCGACACCACGCCAGCCCGCUGCGCCACGUACCUCCGGGACGCCGCGCGGAGCAUCCGGAGCCGCUGCAACGACAGCAGCCGCCGCGCCGCCAUCUGGUACGACGACGGCUCCGGCGUGACGAUCCCGGCGCCGAUGUACUGCUUCGUCAGCUACGCGGACACCAACGCGUCCACCGCUUACGAGGACGCGUUCCGGCAGCCGUUCCAGAACGCCGUCGUGGUCUCCGACAAGGACGGCUUCGAGAGAAGCUACAACGCCCGUCGUCAACGGCUCCGACGGCACGGCGUCGCCGGCGCCGGCGCCGAUGGUCGCGACGGGGGCGGCCGUGUAUGA